Molecule: messenger RNA, 2491 nt
Organism: Acromyrmex echinatior (Panamanian leafcutter ant)
Lineage: Eukaryota; Metazoa; Arthropoda; Insecta; Hymenoptera; Formicidae
Product: sodium-independent sulfate anion transporter
Biological process (GO): transmembrane transport
Cellular component (GO): membrane
Source: RefSeq, a predicted model, not a curated record
CUACGUUUUUUCUGGACUUUCGUGAUAAUUGUGUAUAAUUAUCGUGUAGAAAAUGCAUUGUAACUUUUGAGUAAUUAUGAUAAGCUAUUUAUAUCGUGUUCUUGGCAAUCUUUAUUGUCACAGUAAAUAUUUGAGUGAAUACGCAAAGAGUCUGAGAAAAAAAUGUUAAUCCUAAAGUUCUAUAUUUGAGUUACAAAGUCUGUGAUGUGAUUAACGCAUGACACAUUAAACGAUUCGAUAUGAUCAAAGCAAUGGAUUCCCGCAAUUAUAACGGAAGACGCAAACACAAUGUUACAUUUCUUAUCUUUGCUGCAAUUCUCUUAUUAGGACGUUUAAAAGAAUAAUUGAUAUAAAUAACGAUGGCCAGUCCUAAUUUCAAAGAAGUAAUUAAUAAAAGAAUUCCUAUUUUUAAAUGGCUACCGCAGUAUAAACUGAAGGAUGCAUUAGGCGAUCUUGUUGCGGGUCUCACCGUAGGAUUAACUUUGAUACCUCAAGCAAUAGCUUAUGCAGGUUUAGCGGGUUUGGAGCCGCAAUAUGGGCUUUAUAGUGCGUUCGCGGGAAGUUUCGUCUAUAUUUUUUUCGGCACAUGUCGAGAAGUCAAUAUCGGUCCUACAGCACUCAUAUCUUUACUGACUUGGACAUAUGCGAGUGGAAUUCCCGAGUAUGCGGCCUUGCUUUGCUUCCUGUCUGGAUGCAUCACGAUAUUACUUGGCAUUUUACGCUUAGGAUUCUUAGUCGAGUUCAUAUCGAUACCGGUGGUAUCCGGAUUUACAUCAGCUGCGAGCGUCAUCAUCGCUUGCAGUCAAAUAAAAAAUUUGCUAGGUUUGAAUAUUCACGGUGAAAGAUUCGUCGAAAUUUUAAUGGAGUUAAUACAUAACGUGGCUGACACGAAAAUACCGGAUUUGAUUUUAUCAUGCUGUUGUAUUCUAAUUUUACUGAUCUUGAAGGUAUACCGGUAUAGAACUUAUUUAAAGCGCAAGCACAGAUUACGAUCACAAGAUGUAUCGGUUUAUUUUUUUCAGUAUUUGAAAGAUAAAAAAGUCGCUAGUACCACGCUAAAAAAAAUCCUCUGGACGAUUGGUACAGCUAGGAAUGCUCUCGUGGUUGUCCUUUGCGCAGUUACGUCUUAUAUUUUUGAAAUGAACGGUGGAGCACCGUAUAUCCUUACGGGUCACAUCGAUGCCGGUCUCCCAAUUGUCAAACUACCUCCGUUUUCGAGAACGAUUGGCAACCAAACUGAAAGUUUUAUCGAUAUGACGAAGAAUUUAAAGUUUGGCAUCUUGAUUGUGCCACUCAUCUCUAUCAUUGGAAACGUCGCCAUUGCAAAAGCUUUUUCACAAGGCAUGCCUUUAGACGCCACGCAGGAAAUGCUGACUCUCGGACUAUGUAACGUGGUUGGUUCAUUCUUUCAGUCAAUGCCUGUUACAGGAUCUUUCUCGAGAAGCGCAGUGAAUAACGCUUCUGGUGUUAGAACACCUUUAGGUGGCUUCUACACGGGUAUUCUAGUCAUACUUGCGCUAAGUUUGUUGAUACCAUAUUUUUAUUAUAUCCCAAAGGCGACACUGAGCGCUGUUAUAAUUAGCGCGGUGAUAUUUAUGAUAGACAUUGAUAUGAUAAUUCCAAUCUGGAAGUGCAAUAAACGUGAUUUAAUACCGGCAUUUAUUACGUUUCUUGCCUGUUUAUUUGUCGGAGUUGAGAUGGGAAUUUUGAUAGGUACGAUAUUAGAUCUGGCGAUAUUAAUAUAUCUCAAUGCGCGGCCAACGAUAAAUAUUGAACAUAGAAACAUCUCAACAACAGACUACUUCUUAGUUCGUCCUACCGCUGGAAUUUUAUUCCCUGCAGUAGAUUAUUUGAGAAUGUAUCUAACGAAGAAUUCCGGUAUGAAUGUCGUAUUAGAUUGUGAACACAUCGACAAAAUAGACUUCACUGCCGCACAGGGUCUUAAUAUGACGAUAAAUGACUUCAGGAAAAACAACUGCCAAUUAAUAAUGCUACGACCAAAUCCUGAUAUUUUAUCGAGUAUACAAUCGCUGUCUGACAAGCAAAUCUUGACAGCAAGAAACGAAAUCGAUUUAAUUGCAAUUUUAGGAAAGCCUAAACGCGUGACACUGAAUGACAUGGUCAUUUCUGACACGAAUGCACGGGCCUCUACAUGGCUGUGAUAUAUAUAUUCAUAUAUAUUCAUGUAAUGUUAAAUAUAUAAAAUAUAAAUAUACAUACUCGUAUAUAAAACAAAUUACGUAAUUUAAUUUGUACAUACUAUGUCACAAUCAGUGUUAACUCAGUAAAUGAUAUACUUAUUGUAAUUUGCUAUACAUAAAUGUAUACAUUGACUAGUAAGUGUAUACAUUUAAUACUAAAGUUAACACUUUGAUUGUGACAAUUUUAUUCAAUCAAGCAUACAUAAUGAGACUUUUGUACGUUUAAGCUGAUAUAUUUGUCUUUCUUCGUUACAAAUGUUAAUAAUAAAGUUAAGAAGUGUAAUAAAUAA